Molecule: messenger RNA, 2079 nt
Organism: Cyphellophora attinorum
Lineage: Eukaryota; Fungi; Ascomycota; Eurotiomycetes; Chaetothyriales; Cyphellophoraceae
Product: Long chain acyl-CoA synthetase 7, peroxisomal
Exons: 5
Coding region: 1-2079 (692 amino acids)
Biological process (GO): long-chain fatty acid metabolic process
Cellular component (GO): endoplasmic reticulum; membrane
Molecular function (GO): long-chain fatty acid-CoA ligase activity
Source: RefSeq, a predicted model, not a curated record
AUGACCUCCUUCCUUUCGUCAAAACCGCUGCAUCUGAGAAAGAGUCAGGAGAACGCGGGCCCCGUACCAAAGGGUCAGGCGCAUGCUGUACCCCUUCCAAACUCCAAGAGGCCUGGCCGGACAGCAGUCUAUCGCAACUGGAGAUUUCAGGAUGCCUUGGUAGACACUUUGGACCCCGAGGUACGGACGGUGCAUGAGAUAUUUGAACAGACCGCGAAGCGAUUACCGCAUCAGCCAUAUCUGGGCCAUCGACCAUGGAAUUCCAGCAAGCAAGCCUGGGGCCCGUACCAAUACCUUGACUAUGAGACCGUCCAGCAACGACGAGCUGCAUUCGGUGCUGGUCUCGUGGAGUUACAUGCCAGACAAGGCAUCACUGGCCCGUUUGGCGUAGGACUGUGGUGCCCGAAUCGACCUGAGUGGCAAAUCACCGACCUAGGCUGCAUGAGCCAGUCCCUCUACAGUGUUUCUCUCUACGAGACUCUUGGCCCGGAGACCACCGAAUUCAUCAUCAACCAUGCCUCGCUGCCCUGCGUCGUCACCUCCCUCACACACUUCAUUAUCACCGUCGAGUCCCUUGAGCCGGCAGAGAAUGAAACACAAGAGACGUCAAAGAAAGCACUGCUUUCAUCUCUCGCCAGCGAGGCCGGUCUCCAGAUCCUUUCCAUGUCAGAAGUCGAGGCCGUUGGCAGCAAGUCUGGAAGACCAUGCAAUCCGCCUCAACCAAACGACAUCCUCACGAUCAACUACACCAGCGGCACUACUGGUAUGCCAAAGGGAGUUGUACUUGAGCAUCGAAACGGUGUCGCGGCAGCGUCAGCCUCUCUAUGUGGUACCAGCAUCACAGAGACAGACAUCUUCGCGUCCUACCUUCCCGCAGCCCAUAUCUAUGAGCGAAUGAUGGAGCAAUUGGCUACGUGGGCCGGUUCAAGGAUUGCCUACUUUCAUGGUAAUGUGCUGGAACUUGUUGAUGAUCUGAAAAUUAUGAAACCGACAAUAUUCCCAUGCGUACCACGACUCUGGAACCGCUUCGGUGGAGUAAUCAAAAGCAAUACCGUAGAACAGCCUGGCAUCAAGGGUGCCCUCAGUCGACAAGUAGUUUCCACGAAACUCGCAAACAUCCGCAGAAAGGACAAUCCGACAUCUAAGCAUAUGCUAUAUGAUCGAAUAUGGAGCAAAAAGGUUGCCUCUGCUCUCGGUCUCCAGAACACACGGAUGCUGGCCAGCGGUUCAGCACCUUUGGAUCCAGGUCUGCAGCAGUUCCUGCAGAUCAUCGUGCCUGGUCGACUAUUGCAGGGCUAUGGCUUGACAGAAUCCUUCGCCGCCUCGAUCACCCAAUUGGAUGGCGACCUUUCCGUCAACAAUGUCGGAGCGCCAGUAUGUGCUAUCGAGAUCUGCCUCUUAAGCGUACCAGACAUGGAAUACACCGUCGAUGACAAGCCAUACCCACGCGGCGAACUCCUACUACGCGGUCCCGCCGUGUUCAGGGAGUACUACAAGAACCCGGAAGAGACUGCCAAAUCUUUCACCGAGGACGGCUGGUUCAAGACCGGUGACAUUGCCCAAAUCGACGAGUUGGGCCGCACGGCCAUCAUCGAUCGCCGGAAAAACGUUCUCAAACUAGCCCAGGGCGAAUACGUGUCCCCCGAAAAGAUCGAGGGCGUCUAUCUCAGCCAAUGCAACUACCUCGCUUCUGCCUUUGUGCACGGCGACAGCCUGCAGUCUUCUCUGGUGGGCAUCUUUGGUGUUUCGCCCGAUUUCUUCGCGCCAUUCGCUUCCAAGAUCAUCGGCACUCCGAUUUCUCCCACUGACAUUGCGGCCGUCAAGUCGGCGUGCCAAAAUGAGAAGGUCAAGGCGGCAGUGCUGCGGGACUUUGAGCGCGCGGCCAAGAAGAAGUUGAGCGGAUUCGAGAAGGUGAAGGUGCUGAGUCUGAUGGUGGAUCCGUUCACGGUCGAUAAUGAGUGUUUGACGCCGACGCUGAAGUUGAAGCGACCUUUCGCGGCGAAGAAGUUCAGGACAGAGUUGGAUGAGCUGUAUAAGAUUGGGCUGGAGAAGGAGAGCCGGCCGAAGGCGAAAUUGUAG